Messenger RNA from Caenorhabditis remanei, 480 nucleotides. RefSeq lists its product as uncharacterized. The transcript has 3 exons. The coding region runs from base 1 to 480 and encodes 159 amino acids. Lineage: Eukaryota; Metazoa; Nematoda; Chromadorea; Rhabditida; Rhabditidae. The record is from RefSeq and is a predicted model, not a curated record.
AUGAACAAUUCAUUAGAGGAUGGGAAGGCGAGAUAUGCAACUGUGGGAAACAAACAGAAUGUGAGUGACAUGGGAAAUACGCAUCCACUCAAAGGCCCCGUCCAAUUUCCGCUUCUCGGGAAACUUCCGAAAAAUCGAUUGUUUGGAUAUCUGGUACGGAUCAUGGACAAUGCCAGUCUCACUAACACUGAUUUAAAUGUCUUUCUGAAGCACUGGCUGGAUGGAGGGUGUCCCCGAUUGAAACUAUUCUGCGCUAGAACUGGUUCUGUGGAUAUCUUUCGAGUUCUAGCUGGUUUACGGCAUAACGCCGUUCGUGUGGAGAAUCGUCGUGACUACAACAGCCCCUAUGGACAUAAAUGGAAUUUGUGGGAUGAAUAUGACAUCCAACGUGAGGAUGGUGUGACAGCUACAGUACACUAUGAGCCACUGAGUACCUUAGUUAUUGCAGUUUGGCCAGAAACCACUCAUAAUUAUAAUUAA